Molecule: messenger RNA, 3113 nt
Organism: Notothenia coriiceps (black rockcod)
Lineage: Eukaryota; Metazoa; Chordata; Actinopteri; Perciformes; Nototheniidae
Gene: pou4f2
Product: POU class 4 homeobox 2
Exons: 2
Coding region: 556-1689 (377 amino acids)
Biological process (GO): regulation of transcription by RNA polymerase II
Molecular function (GO): DNA-binding transcription factor activity, RNA polymerase II-specific; RNA polymerase II cis-regulatory region sequence-specific DNA binding
Source: RefSeq, a predicted model, not a curated record
UUCAACGAGGUACAGAGACUGUCACCGCCAUUACUUCUCACUUACGGUCAUUUCAAGACGGAAACUUUUCACAAAAUAACAAAACAGGUCAACGAAAUCGGCUUCUGUUUUAAGCUUGACGUCUUUUGGAAAUCCUAAGAGACGGAAAGAAACUUUUUCCAUUUUUUCUGGCUUCGCCUUUGAGGAGUUCUGCCACAAAAAAAUCCAAGGCAAACCACAAAUAUUAUAGAAGGUGGAGACGGUUGCAGGAGAAAAAAAAACAGGUUCAUUUUUUAACUAGCGCUACACGUCCAGACGGAAAAAGGUAUCGUCUACGCUUAGUUGCAUGGCUUGUUGAUGUUUGCGUUAUCUCAUCUUCCAAAAAAGAUCUCCUUACCUCCACUAGAAUUAAUAAAUAGAUGUGAUAACUUCAGUAUUGGACGAACGUCUUCAGAAUACACUUUACUCGCCAGUGACCUGAGAUUCCUUUGAAGCAAUUGGGCUUCAACUCCCAUCCUAGGAGGCGGAGUCUUAACUUAUUAAAAGGAACUUGCCGAGGCUUGGACGCCCGCAAAUAUGAUGAUGAUGUCUCUGAACAGCAAGCACCAUUUUGCUAUGGCCCACACCAGCUUGCCCGAACCGAAGUAUUCGUUGCAUUCAAACUCCAAUUCCAAUGUAGCCUCGUCCUCCUGCUCGUCCGCCCGACACAGCAACUCGAUCAUCAGCGGCAGCGGCAGCUCGGAGGCGAUGCGCAGAGCCUGUCUCCCAACCCCACCGAGCAAUAUAUUCGGAGGCUUGGAUGAGAGUUUGUUGGCCCGGGCUGAAGCUCUAGCGGCGGUGGAUAUAGCCUCGCAGAACAAGAACCACCACCACCCUCCACAUCACAGCCCCUUCAAGCCGGACGCAACCUACCACACCAUGAACACUCUCCCCUGCACCUCGUCUUCCUCCUCCGCCUCCUCGGGUCCUAUUUCUCAUUCGUCCGCCUUGAAUGGCCAGCACCAUCACCACCACCAUCACCACCACCACCAGCCCCACCAGGCACUGGAGGGGGACCUGCUGGAUCACAUCUCCCCGGGACUGGCACUAGGAGCCAUGGCAGGGCCGGAUGGCUCUGUGGUUUCCACGGCUACGCACCCUGCCCACAUGGCGGGCAUGAGCCACAUGCACCAGGCAGCCCUCAACAUGGCUCAUGCCCACGGGCUACAGCAGCACAUGGGCAUGAGCGACGUGGACGCCGAUCCCAGGGACUUGGAAGCCUUCGCUGAGAGGUUUAAGCAGCGACGGAUCAAACUCGGGGUUACCCAGGCGGAUGUAGGGUCAGCUUUAGCCAGCCUGAAGAUACCUGGGGUGGGCUCCCUCAGCCAGAGCACCAUCUGCCGAUUCGAGUCCCUGACGCUCUCUCACAACAACAUGAUCGCUCUGAAGCCCAUCCUGCAAGCAUGGCUAGAAGAAGCCGAGAAAUCACACAGGGAUAAACUUAAUAAACCCGAGUUGUUCAACGGCGCGGAGAAAAAGAGGAAGCGCACAUCGAUAGCCGCACCAGAGAAGAGGUCACUGGAGGCCUAUUUCGCCAUUCAGCCGCGUCCCUCUUCGGAGAAAAUCGCAGCAAUCGCAGAGAAGCUGGACCUGAAGAAGAACGUGGUCCGGGUCUGGUUUUGCAACCAGCGACAGAAACAGAAACGAAUGAAAUACUCUGCAUGUAUCUGAAACCGCUCUGAACCACCACCCAAAAGACUUGGAACUGUUUAGAGACGAUUUGUAUCAUAUUUCCUAUCUCACACCUUGUUUUCCAAUCAUCGAUGACUUUGUGCUCUGAACUUCGAAAAAUUCCUUAAAAAUGAACAAUGACUGAAAAACUCGAAAAGCCCACAUGUCACGUCUUUUACUCGCUGAGAGGGAGACGUGGAGUCAAGUAAAGCAUCGUUUGACAGAGCAAGUAAGACCACUGUUUCCACACUUACUAUGCCUCACCUUUUUAAUGUCAACGCAGUAUUACUUACAGGACUCUAUGCUUUCAUUUUUAAUUAUAUUUCUUUUAAAAUGAGGACUAUAGUUUGCUUUAGCAUAAAUACCCCCAAUGAAAACAGCGUUGUUAUUUACACACUAGUUUAACUCGAAGCACUUCGUUGAUGAUUAUUGGUGUUUAUGUUUUGGGUUUAAGUUAUAGGUUAAGCUACAUUUUCACUCCCGAGUUCAUGACGAUGCAGUUUGACAUUUUAUUCAGGGUCCAUGAGGGAUUAAGAGAAUAACACACUAUUGGUCUUGAAAGCUAAUAUUAGAUUACUGCCAAAUAAUUCUUUGUAAAUUAAUAAUUUAAUUGUCACACACUUCAUUUUGUGUCUAAAUGUGUAAUUUAAUUCCACUUAUUUUGUUACCAUGUGUGAUCAAAUUCAGGGAUCUAUUUUUAAGAUGCCCGGGGUUUGGAUUUAAGGUAUAAGGUUUUUAUUAUUAGGCCUCAGUAUGUGGAAAUAUCGGAAUAGUGACUCACUUUCACAGAAUCUCGCAAUUAAAAUAAUAUGAUUUCUGGCCGGCUGCAAUAAGUUUACAAUCCAGCGUGGGCCGGUCUCUUAUGAACUAUUUAUUGAGUGAGGUCAUGUUUACUUCAUUAUAUAUUUAUUGGGAUUCCCCCCUCCUCGUUUUGCUUGAGAAAAUCAAAUUCUGCAGCAAGUUAGGCGUGUUGGUCUGGUUUAAAGGGAAACGACUGUGAAAUACAGUCAUAACAUUUUCGUUUACAAUUUCUAACACUUGAGAUGGUACAAUCGAGAUAUAUAUGAGAUAGUAUUCUCUUUUUGAAUUAUUUUAUGUAUGUUUUCUGCUAUUUAUUUGUAUAAAUAUACGCGCAUCAUUAUGAAGUCGUUGCUUGUUAAAAUCACCUUGUUUAAGUAAUGUUUUUUCUUGAAGACAAAAGAAACAGCUUCAUGGAAGUAUACGUGUACAAUGUAAAUAUUUCAUUGGAACCAGUCGAUGCACAUAAAUAUAUCCGUACAGGUUUUUGCUGUAUUGCUGUUUUAGCUGAGGUAACUUAUUUCUGUAAUGUAUGUUGCUUCUGUUUCCUGGUUAAAUUAUUCUAUUAAUUUAUUACAUCCAUGUAAUUUUUUUUUAUUUAAUUAUUGAACUGCAAUAUGUGUUUC